Pieris macdunnoughi is the source of this 300-nucleotide messenger RNA. Lineage: Eukaryota; Metazoa; Arthropoda; Insecta; Lepidoptera; Pieridae. The record is from the annotation of a GenBank genome assembly.
AUGGCUGGAGCUGUAGCUAAAAUACCGUCGUUAAUUAACACGGCCCUCUCUGAAGCUAGACCUAAAUUUGCAAUUUUUAUGAAAUACGCUAAGGUCGAGCUUGCACCUCCUAAGCUAAACGAGAUCCCUCAAAUAAAAGCUGGUAUUAGUAAGUUGUUGUCCAGUUUUAAGUCUGGUGCAUGGAAGCAGCAAACAGUUAAACAGGCUACUCUUAACACCCUUGUUGGAGCUGAAGUGCUUUUCUGGUUCUAUGUUGGAGAAUGUAUUGGAAAGCGUCACAUUGUCGGAUACAAUGUCUAA